Aureobasidium subglaciale EXF-2481 is the source of this 1899-nucleotide messenger RNA. RefSeq lists its product as uncharacterized. The coding region runs from base 1 to 1899 and encodes 632 amino acids. Lineage: Eukaryota; Fungi; Ascomycota; Dothideomycetes; Dothideales; Saccotheciaceae. The record is from RefSeq and is a predicted model, not a curated record. The transcript is spliced from 4 exons. Gene Ontology annotation, cellular component: fungal-type vacuole. Gene Ontology annotation, molecular function: serine-type carboxypeptidase activity. Gene Ontology annotation, biological process: proteolysis.
AUGUUGUUCAAGAACUCCGCGUUGUUGUCGGGCGCCUUGCUGGCCUCGUCUACUGUUGCCCAGUUCCCGCCGAAGCCUGAGGACGUCAAGACUGUUAAGUCCAAGUUCCAUCAAGGUAUUGAGAUCUCUUACAAGGAGGUUGAUCCCACCGUCUGCGAGACCACCGAGGGUGUUCGCAGUUUCUCUGGUUAUGUUCAUCUGCCACCUCACAGUAUCAAUGAGACACACGAAAGACAGGACUAUCCGGUCAAUACCUUCUUCUGGUUCUUUGAAUCACGCAAGGACCCGCACAAGGCUCCUCUGUCUAUUUGGCUCAAUGGUGGACCAGGAGGAAGCUCCAUGAUGGGAGCGCUCUCUGAGAACGGUCCUUGCUUCGUCAACAACGAUAGCAACUCUACCUACCUGAACCCUUGGUCAUGGAACAACGAGGUCAAUAUCUUGUACAUCGACCAGCCAGUCCAGGUCGGAUACUCGUACGAUGUCCCUACCAAUAUCACUGUCAACCUGAAGGUCGACAAUGAGAGCCCUGGUUCUAUCGAGGUAGCCGAUUUCAGCUCUGGUGUUCCUGACCAGAAUGCCACUUUCCUGGUUGGCACUGCUAGUAGUCAAAAUAUUUCUUCCACCGUCAACAGCACGCAGCACGCGGCUGUUGCCUUCUGGCACUUCGCCCAGACCUGGUUUGAGGAGUUCCCCCAGUACAAGCCUCACGAUGAGAAGAUCUCUCUGUUCACCGAGUCUUAUGGCGGAAGAUAUGGUCCCACUUUUGUCAAGAAGUUUAUGACUCAGAACGAAUUGAUUGCCAACGGGUCGAUCUCAGGCCCUGGCACGCACUACUUGCAUCUCGACACUUUGGGCAUAAUUAACGGGUGCAUCGAUUCCGAGGAUACCGCUGCUGCAUAUGUCGAUUUCCCUGUUGCCAACACUUACGGCAUCCAGGCAUAUACCGAGGAGCAAUUCCUCCAUGCCAGAUACGAGCUCGUCCGUGAGGGAGGAGUACGCGAUCAGAUUCAUGAAUGUCGCAGGCUGCAGAAAGAGACUGAUCCCAAUGAUUACGGUGACGUCGAGAAGACCAACAGCUAUUGUGCGGCAGCUGAGGAUAACCUCGCAAAGGCAGCCGUCGUGCCCUAUAUGAGCAAUGGAUCAUUCGGCUGGUUUGACGUUACUCACCAAGGAAACGAUCCUUUCCCACCCCAGUAUCUCGUAGGCUACCUGAACCAGCACUGGGUACAGGAGGCAUUGGGCGUUCCUGUCAACUUCACCGCAGUCUCGCCAACUGUCUACGAAGCCUUUACAAAGACUGGUGAUAUUGCCAAGGGCGGCCUUCUCGAGGAUAUCGCCUACAUUUUGGACAAUGGCGUAAAGGUGGCUCUCAUGUACGGUGACCGCGACUAUGCCUGUAACUGGCUCGGUGGCCAACAGUCAUCUCUUCACAUUCCUUGGGAGUCGCAAGAGGCAUUCUCAAAGGCCGGCUACACUCCCCUCGUACUUUCUCCCGUCCACUCUGGUGGUCUGGUCAGACAGCACGGUAACCUGAGUUUCACAAGGGUCUACCAGGCUGGUCACUUGGUACCCAGCUAUCAGCCUCAAGCUGCGUAUGAGAUCUUCAUGCGCAGUCUGUUCAACAAGGAUGUUGCUACUGGCAAAGUGGCUGUUUCGAGCGAGUACAAGACUAGUGGAUCUGAUGAUGCAUGGACUCCCAGUGAUGUCUUGCCUCAGCCUGAGAAUGAGUGUUAUACUCUCAACCCUGAAUCUUGUACUGAAGAAGAGCAGGGGUGGAUUCAGGAUGGUACUGCCAUUAUUAAAAACUGGAUCCUCAUCGGACGCGAGAAGAGUGGCAAGAGAGGUGGUAAGGAAAACUCGCAGAUCGUUAUGGCCGAUGAGGGUAUGUAUGAACUCUAG